CGCCAAACAAAGAUAUAUGGGGUUCUUCACAAUGCUCUGGGCAACACUAUGCCUCCCAUUCUUGUUCCUCUGUCUUAAAACAGCCUUCUCAUCCUCUUUACAUGCUUCUUCCUUCUCAACAACACAUCUCUGCUCUCAGGAGGAGGCUGCUGCUUUGUUGCAAUUCAAGACUUCCUUUUCCAUCAAUUCAACUGUUUAUAAUCCUUCUUUAUGUGAGAUUGUUUAUGAUAUUAAAGCAAAUUAUUCUAAGACUGAGUCUUGGAAGGAAGGUAUCGACUGCUGUUCCUGGGAUGGGGUUAGCUGUGAUAAUGUCACAGGUCAUGUAAUCAACCUUGAUCUCAGCUGCAAUCUCCUUUCUGGUACCUUUCCUUCCAACAGCACUCUUUUUCUCCUCAAAAACCUGCAGAGCCUCAAUCUUGCCUUCAAUGAUUUUAGGCUUUCCAAGAUUCCACCAGAAAUCAGUCAGUUUACUAGACUAAAGCAUCUUGAUAUCUCUUCUUCUCAGUUUUCAGGCCAAGUUCCAGUAGAAAUUGCUCACCUCCCCAAGUUAGUUUCUCUCAAUCUCUCUAAUUUGUUCACUUUUGAUUCUAAUUUUUUCGAUUUGGAUUCUUCUCAUAAGUUGAUCCUUGAAACAACUACCUUGAGAAAUCUUGUUCAGAAUUUAAGUGAGGUGAGAGAACUUGUGCUUUGUGGAGUGAACAUGGGAUCUGUUAAUCCUUGUUUCUUCAUGAAUCUCUCUUCUUCUUUGACUACUCUUUAUCUUUUGAAUACUGUGUUAAGAGGAAACUUUCCAAACAGUAUUCUCCGCUUUCCAAACCUCAAGACAUUUGGUUUAAGUGGAAAUGAAAACCUCACUAUUGAUCUUCCAAGUUCCAAUUGGAGCAGUCCUCUCCAACAUUUGAAUUUAAGCCCUAUGGACUGUGGAGGGCGAUUGCCAGAGUCUAUAGGAGAUCUAAAGUCAUUACAGUAUCUAAGUCUUAGCUGCAACUUGGAAGGUUCCAUUCCAGCUUCCAUAGAUGCAAGUAGGUUUUGGAAACUAUGGUAUCUAGACUUAUCUUAUAACUUACUUAAUGGCACGAUGCCACCUUGGAUUUUCACCCUACCUUUGUUAGAGAUCUUGCGACUCAAUCAUAACCAACUUGAAGGUCAAAUAAAUCAAUUCCAGCAAAACUCACUUGAAGAACUGAAUUUGUCAAACAAUAGACUCCAGGGCUCAAUUCCUAACUCAAUUUCUAAUUUAGUAAAUCUUAGUUAUCUCGAUUUGUCAUCAAAUCAUUUUUGUGAUUUACUAGUAUCUGACAUGUUCUCGCUUCAAAAUCUGGAGUCCAUCAUUCUCUCAAACAAUAAUCUUUCUCUGAGAGACAAUGUCGAUGCCAACCUCACAUUACCCAAACUAACUUAUUUUGACUUGUCUUCUUGUAACUUGAGUGAAUUCCCCAAUUUCUUAAGACAUUCAGAUGGUCUGCAAAGCCUACUGCUAUCAAAGAGUAGCAUUCAUGGCAAUAUUCCUAAAUGGAUAUGGGAAAAGGAUGAUCUCAGAGUUCUUGACCUUUCUCAUAACAAUUUAGGGGGGAAAAUUCCAAAUUAUCUUCCUAAGUCUCUCUCAGUGCUGAAUUUGCAGGGCAAUAACUUUGAUGGAACUAUACCGUUUUGGUUUACAGAGAGCUGUGAAUUAGAAAAUCUCAACUUGCAUGGAAAUCAAAUGGACGGGCUAUUACCAAGGUCUUUGGUGAAUUGUAGCAUGUUAGAGGUUCUAGACGUUGGCAACAACAACAUAAAUGAUACAUUCCCUCAUUGGUUGGAAUCUCUACCACAGCUUCAAGUGCUUGUCUUAAGGUCCAACAAGUUCCACGGUUUCGUGGAUAGCACCAAAGAAGGUCCAUCUUUUCCCAACUUGCGAAUUCUGGACCUCUCCAGCAAUUAUUUUGUUGGUGCUCUGCCUAUUCGGUACAUUGAAAAUUUUAAUGCAAUGAUGGACACUCAUAGUGAUGACAGUUUUCCUGAAUACAUGACGAUGAGCAAUGGUUCUUAUCAAUAUUCACUGGUAGUGAUAAUCAAAGGAUUGGAGUAUGAGCUGCAGGGAAUCUUGACCAUACUCACUAGCAUUGAUCUCUCAGAAAACAAGUUCGGAGGAGAAAUUCCAGAUGUAAUUGGAAAGCUUAAUUCUCUCAAAGGGCUUAAUCUUUCUCAUAACAACCUUACUGGUCCCAUCUCACAGUCACUAGGGAAUUUGACAAACCUCGAGUGGUUGGAUCUCUCUUCCAACGAGCUGGUAGGGGAAAUUCCGGAUGAGUUGUUAUCUUUGACACAACUUUCCAAAUUAAAUCUUUCAAAUAAUCAUCUUGUUGGACGCAUACCAAAAGGCAAACAGUUCAACACCUUUGGAAAUGAUUCUUAUGAAGGAAACCUUCGACUAUGUGGAUUCCCAUUGUCAAAAUCCUGUGAUGGAAUUGGGAAACUGCCGAGCUCCUUCCAAGAGAAAGAUGAGUCGUGGAGAUUUGGCUGGAGAGUUGUGGCGUUAGGCUAUGGGUGUGGAGUUGUUUUUGGACUGCUGAUGGGAUAUCAUGUCUUCCGUACAGGAAAACCAAAAUGGUUUGUGUCUUUGUUUGAUGGCCGACUAAGUCAAAGUCGAAGGAAGACGAGGAAAGCCAGAAGAGUUGUUCCAAGAAGAAGCUAGUUGCCGGGUUGAUGUUUAAGACCUUUUGAUUAAUGUUUAAUGAAUAAGUACUGCUUGGGUUUGAAGCUCUUGUUUUAUUGUAAAAUUACAUGUCUGUAUAAAUAAAUAAAUAUAUGUCGUUUUG
Rubroshorea leprosula is the source of this 2801-nucleotide messenger RNA. The record is from the annotation of a GenBank genome assembly. NCBI's taxonomy places the organism in Eukaryota, Viridiplantae, Streptophyta, Magnoliopsida, Malvales, Dipterocarpaceae.